GGCGAUCUAGAAGAUGGGAAGCAAAGGACAGCGUGGGGAGAUAGAGACGAAGGAAGAGAGAAGAUGACAAGAUGACGUCGCUAUUUGCAGAGUUUAAGAAGGCUCAGUCUGCGGGCUCGGGCGAGGCGCUGGCGGCAACGCUGAACCCCGUCGACAUACCGCGUCUGCGGGCGUUCUACAAUAGCACCAACAGCCUCAGUGUCGCCUCAGAUAUCAGAUAUGGCCUUCUUCAGGACCGAGUGACGGGAACAAAGCUGUCCAAGCAAGAAGGCAACGCCUGGGUCGACAUUUACGUUGCCUUCUGGAAAGCUGCCGGAGAGCUGGUAAAGCUCGAUGACCCCAACUUCACCCUGAGUGGCAGGGGAACCUGGACGGCUCUCUUUGGCCACUGGAAGGACAUUGCAGUCCUGCUGAAUACAAACUACUCGAGUUCCACUCUGGAAGCCUGGACUCUGCCCGUUUUAUACGUGGUUGGCAAGUAUCUGCGGAUAUUUGCUAUCAAGGCCGAUGCAGAGGCCGCGCAGGAUCCCGCUUCGACAUUCAACGAUGGAUUCCAAGAUGACAUUGUUGGAAACGUGAGCAAGAAUGCAAAGCUGGAAGAGACUUCACGCAUAAUCAGCAGAAUGUACACUGUGUGUCUCCAUGAUAGGGCCCCUAUCGAAGAAUCUCGUAAAUGGGGAGUUUAUAACACCAUCAAUCUUGCGUUUAAGACGUACUUCAAGCUGGGCUCCAUCCCACCUUGUAGGAACUUGCUCUCCGCAAUGAAAGCAUCCCAGGCCGAACUACCGCCCAUGGAAGCCUUUCCGAAGUCUCACAUCGUCACCUUCAAGUACUAUCUCGGUGUCAUCUGCUUCCUAGAAGAAGGCUAUGUAGAGGUAAAGUGCCGUCAUUCCAGGCUAUCAUUCACGAUUAUAUCCCUGCUAACGAGCAAUAGGCCGAGGAACAUCUUACAGCUGCCUGGGAACUUUGCCGCGUGGAUUCACAUCGAAACAGAGAGUACGUAUAAAACUUUACUCAAUAUCAAAAUAUCCUCGUCACUGACCAGACAUAGACUCAUCCUGACAUACCUUAUACCCUGCCAUAUCGUUAAUACAAAUACCCUCCCAUCAGCCAGCCUGCUGUCCAGAUACCCCCGUAUAGAAAGAUUGUUUGGCCCACUCAGCCAGUGUAUCCGUAAAGGAGACCUGGCUGGUGUCGAUGCAGCUAUGGCCGGCAGUGAAAACGAAUUUGUCAAGCGACGGAUCUAUCUCCCCAUUGAACGAGGCCGGGAUCUCGCUAUUAGAAACUUAUUUAGAAAAGUAUUCAUUGCCGGUGGGUAUGAUCCGCCAGUAAACGGUCAGCCACCUAUCAGAAGGACGAGAGUUCCGGUCAAAGAAUUCGCAGCUGCGAUGAGACUGGGCACAGGGAACACGCAGCAGAAAUCCAAGGUGGACUUGGAUGAGGUUGAGUGUUAUCUCUCCAAUAUGAUUUACAAGAACCUUAUGAAGGGAUACAUUGCUCGUGAACGAGGAAUAGUGGUGCUAAGUAAGGGUGGCACAGCAUUCCCCGGGACUGGAGUAUAG
Trichophyton rubrum CBS 118892 is the source of this 1562-nucleotide messenger RNA. RefSeq lists its product as uncharacterized. The record is from RefSeq and is a predicted model, not a curated record. Lineage: Eukaryota; Fungi; Ascomycota; Eurotiomycetes; Onygenales; Arthrodermataceae. Gene Ontology annotation, molecular function: double-stranded DNA binding; RNA binding. Gene Ontology annotation, biological process: poly(A)+ mRNA export from nucleus; post-transcriptional tethering of RNA polymerase II gene DNA at nuclear periphery; transcription elongation by RNA polymerase II. Gene Ontology annotation, cellular component: transcription export complex 2. The transcript is spliced from 4 exons. Bases 72 to 1562 code for a protein of 496 amino acids.